Messenger RNA from Durusdinium trenchii, 1026 nucleotides. NCBI's taxonomy places the organism in Eukaryota, Dinophyceae, Suessiales, Symbiodiniaceae. The record is from the annotation of a GenBank genome assembly.
UAUCUUUCCACUUGUUGCAUCCGAGCAACCUGUCAAUUGCCGUGAUGGCGAAUAAUCCAGGAGAGCUCACAGUGAACCGAGAGGACUUUGAGGAGCCCGGCCGGCCCAAGCAGUCGGGGGAUUUCAAGGUGCAACGCUUGGUGGGGGUUUGGAAGGCAGAGCAUAUCUUGUGCAGACGCUGCGGCCAGAUCUUCAACUACGGCACCAUUACAGGGCCAGUUCUGAAGUGCUCCAACUGCAGCUUCGAGCAGCCCUUCGAUGAGAAGAAGCCGAUCUCCUCGGUGGCCACCGUCUACGAGCGGGUGAAACCACCAUGGUGGAGCACCAGCGCGGAACAGGGCGAUUGGGCACAGAUGGAGGAGGAGGUGACUGAGCAUCCAGAGAUCGACCAGGAAUGCCCCAGUUGUGGUCACAAUCGCUUGCAGUUCUGGACACGACAGCUGCGCUCCGCAGAUGAGGGCUUGAGCGUCUUCUUUCUUUGCAAGAAGUGCGGCUGGCGAACGGUAGAGAAGUGAUUGGGCGGCACCAAAAAAAAUAAAGCGACCGGUCCAAUGGUUGGUGGUGAUGUGGUGAGCCAUUUUGUUGAUUCUGGGAAGCGCACUCUUCACCUUAAAAAACAAGGUUUGAGACAAUGUGUAUAUAAAACAGUUUGUAAAAAGACAUAGCCAUUAGGCUUGUCCGCAGCUGGAUGGCACAUCCAAAUGCAGCACCUCUUGGUUCAAAGUCCUUCCAUGGGCAUGGGCACUCAUGGUUGACAGACAAUCUUUUUCCAGUUGCCCAUGCCCGUGCCCCUCGCGGACAUGUCGUCACCCGCAGUGGCCGUCUUCAACGUGGCGUGAUUGGUCAAUGUGAACCCCACUUCCGCCUUGGCUCAGGACGGUAUCGGUGCAAUUGCCUUGUGAGCUUGGACAGUCAGUGACUCUGAUUGUCACGCUUUGGACAUGUAGCUUUCACGUUCAGUUCUUUGCGCACCUGCUCUUGGCACAAGAAGUGCGUUUGAUGAACGGUGGAGAAGUAAUGCAGAAA